AUGAGAAAGAAUCUAAAGCCGGCUGAUCGAUACUCCCUAGUUGAGACCACACCUUUAGAAAUGAAAGGAGUCAAGGGUGGCGAAUUGGAUUGUCCAAGGAGAGGUGGACCGCUUUGGGAAAAUCGCAAAACUCAUGGUAUAACGAAGCUUCGGAAGUUUGGCCGCGCGCGGAGGAGUUCCCGACGUCCAAAAGUUACGAUCUUGAUAUGGAAAGAUAGAUACUUGAGUCAUGCAUCACGUCGAAGUGGAAUGAAGCCAUUUGGAUCAACUAUGAGGCCUAGACUUAUUUUCUACCGAGACAUGUCCGGUAAGCGAGUAAACGAAGCCCAUGGAGGAUUUGGAGUGUCUAAUGGCCCGAGCAGCAGCGCCAAAGGCCUUGAUCGAAUAGAGAAGAGGCCUGGCUAA
Messenger RNA from Microthlaspi erraticum, 405 nucleotides. The record is from the annotation of a GenBank genome assembly. Lineage: Eukaryota; Viridiplantae; Streptophyta; Magnoliopsida; Brassicales; Brassicaceae.